Lolium rigidum is the source of this 2782-nucleotide messenger RNA. Its product is annotated as serine/threonine-protein phosphatase 7 long form homolog. Gene Ontology annotation, biological process: meristem maintenance; meristem development. Bases 1 to 2172 code for a protein of 723 amino acids. The transcript has 4 exons. The record is from RefSeq and is a predicted model, not a curated record. Lineage: Eukaryota; Viridiplantae; Streptophyta; Magnoliopsida; Poales; Poaceae.
AUGGUGCCUAUCAAUGAUGAUAUGUCCUGGAGUAACUAUGUCAAGGCGGUUUUCAAUGGCACCGACUGGAAUUGCUUGGAGGUUUAUGUUCAGGCAGAGAAGCGUUCGUCUGCAGAGGCGGUUUCUUCAGAGGUUGAAUUGAUGGAUAGCGAACCACCGGAUGUGCAACGUCAAGAUGCGCCACCACCAGAUCCAGCACAUGGUGCUUCUCUAUUUACUCCUUCGAUGGUGAACACCUUUGCACCAACCGUGCAUUCUCUGCGUGCUCGGCUACGAAAACCAAGAACGAACACCAGGACAUAUGCUGCCAAAGGUGGCGCAGAGGUUCAGUUUGGGCAAUAUCACACUGGAGCUUCAGAGCCAGCUGAUACAACCAUCUAUCCUUUAAUUGGGUUGUAUGAUGAGGAUCACCGUGCUCGUGCUUUAGUGUCAGGCAAGAAUCUGACCGAGCUCAACCCUCGUAAUCGCGAGCCUCUCCGGUUUGACAAGCGGUACGAAUGUUACCUUAGAGCAGCUGGGUUGAUCGGGCUGGCAAACAUUUCUAGGGCUGGACUGCCCUCCAUUGAUCGUGCACUUGUCUCUGCGCUAGUUGAUCGGUGGAGACCUGAGACCCACACUUUUCACAUGCCCUGCGGUGAGCUCACAAUCACACUACAGGAUGUUGCCAUGAUUCUUGGUCUGCCUAUCGCUGGCCGUGCUGUCACUUCAAACCAAACAGAGUCCCACAGUGAAUUGUAUCAACGUUACCUUGGGAAGAUGCCUCCAUCAGAUAAGACCCGCCAUGGGUUGAAGGUUGCAUGGGUCAGAGCUGAGUUCAAUAACUGCCCAGAAGACGCCGAUGAGGAGACCGUAAAGCAGCAUGCAAGGGCAUACAUACUUAGCCUGGUCGGUGGUCUGUUGUUUCCUGACGCCUCUGGUGAUAGGUACAACGCAUAUCCCUUUCCGCUGAUAGCUGAUCUUGAGAAUAUUGGGUCAUACAGCUGGGGUUCCGCUACUCUGGCCUAUCUCUACAGGGCAAUGUGUGAUGCUUGCAGGAGGCAGUCUGACCAAGGUAAUCUGACUGGUUGCCUUUUGCUCCUUCAGCUUUGGUCAUGGGAGCGUUUCCCAAUCGGCAGGCCGGAUAUGGUAAAGCUAAAAUACCCAAACGUGGAGGAGCUAGAGGAUGAAAGGGAUAGACCUGCAGUUGGUCUCAGAUGGGUUGUGGGUGUGUGCACAUAUCGAUCAGCUCCAGCACGUUGCUACGAGCACUUCACAAAUGAGUUUGACUUAUUAACGGAUGACCAGGUUGUAUGGAGCCCAUAUAGGGAGGAGCGGGUGGAGAAACUACAGCUUGCACCUAUAUGUACCCAGGAUUCUCAUUUGUGGCUGACCCAAGCACCUCUAGUUUUUUUCUUUAUGGUGGAGGUUUACACACCCGAGAGAGUGAUGCGCCAAUUCGGUCUUCAUCAGGAGUGCCCACCACCAUAUCGGGACACAAGUAUGGAGCUGCAUUGGUGUCGCCGUGGAAGGGUUCAUAAUGAUUGGGCAGAUAAGCACAAGUCUUUUGUGGAUAUGUGGGAAGUCAAGGAGCAGCACGUUAUCAAGGAAGAACGACCAUACAAUCCUGCCAACUACAUGGAUUAUUUGCGAUGGUACAGACGGUCGACACGUAUCCGUCUCUGCACCCCAAGGAUAAGUACUGGCAACCAGGCUGGGGCAUCUGGGCCUAGUGCAAUAGCUGACCCUGAAGAUUCGUUGCGUGCUUCCCGGCUCCGGUAUACCCCCAGGGCUCAUUUGAUCCACGCAGUGACCGACAAACUAACGAUCCUGGCGAAGGAGGCAACUUCUCAAAAGGGCUGUUCCAGAGGCGAAUGCAAUGCUUUCAUUGAGCUAGUCACUAGAACAUGUGUAGAGCUUGUUGGGGAACUUGGCGGAUCAUCACUUUGCGACAUUGCUGCUACGGUUCCCUGUUCAUUGACAGCACCAACCAUUGCAGCUGAACCUGAGGUAGAGCACCAGAGGGAUAAUGAGGACGGCAUAACUGAUCCCAUGUUGCCUGACCAGGAGACUGAGCCUGGCCCCGAUUCCGAGAGGCGGACUCGAAGCCAGGUUGGCCACACACAAGUGGAUGGCACAGUCCAUACAAAUUCACCACCAGGAAAGAGGAAGAGAGGCAGGCCGGGGCCAAGAUGAAAAAUGCUGUCGUAUCACAGCCUCCUUUGAUUCUAUCGUGUUCCCUGCCAUCUGUCUGCUGUCGUUGAGCCAUCACAUUAAUGAAACUAGUCUUGGACAGUUGAUUCUCUGCUUACUGCUCUUACUUGCAAAAUGACGCCUGUGUGUUUCUUGGCGUAAGAAGCUGUUGUCUGAAGGAAGGACAUGAUGGUUAGCGAGUUCAACAGUUCAUAGCUCCGACAAAGUCUAACACUGGGCGGCUCCAGAAGCAGCAGGUUGCAGACAGUGAUGGAGAAAUUGUCUUAGAUGGCGUAUAAGCUCCCCACGGCUCACCAUUAGCGUAGCUGCAUUGCAGGUCUACAACGACCACAUGAUUCCCCAGAAAAGGUGUCGUGUGAUUGCUUCAAUCAGGCUACAAAGAUCGCCCACAACCGGUACCAGCCUAGGCCUGAUGUUCCCCCACUUCUCUGCUGUUUUGUAUCCAUGGCGUGUGCUCAGCCCCGCGCCAUGUGGUGGUGUUUAUGUUAGUCCAAGGAACCAUAAUGUUGUAGCGUGGAAUUGUGCAUGGAAAUCGAUGCAUCUCCUUAGCCAUGGCUGCAAUUUGCAAAUCAUCUACUGAUCCUCAGGUAUC